Molecule: messenger RNA, 1656 nt
Organism: Acanthoscelides obtectus
Lineage: Eukaryota; Metazoa; Arthropoda; Insecta; Coleoptera; Chrysomelidae
Source: the annotation of a GenBank genome assembly
GACAAACAAACAAGUUGCAGAGACAUCUAUGAGUCAAAUUUCCAAUUAUUAAAGUUACCCGGAAGCAGGAAAACGAAUUAUUUUUUAUUGGAUACUAUGCACUCAGCAUCGCCAUGAUAUGUGAAGAAUGAAAAUUUUAAUAUAGCAAUUUUUUAAUUACACAAGAAUGGAGCAAGAAACAGAGAACAGUGAGCCAAAACGGCUGUUAUGCUGCUUAAGAUCAGAAAGCGGUGGCAAACUAUGUGGCGAUAUUGUGGAUCUACCAACAGACUGUACUGUUCAACAGCUUACGAUGAUGUGUAAUGCCCUUUUGCAACAAGAGGAGCCCGUUCCGUAUCUGUUUUUUAUAAAUGACAAUGAAGUAACUUCAACAUUAGAGAAAACUGUAUCAGCAUUGAACUUAAAUUCUGAGGAUGUUGUAGAUAUCAUUUACAAGCAGCAAGCAGUUUUUAAAGUUCGGCCUGUAACUAGAUGUACAAGUUCGAUACCUGGUCAUGCUGAAGCAGUUAUUUCAGUGAGUUUCAGUCCUGAUGGAAAGUACUUAGCAUCAGGAUCGGGAGACACUACAGUUAGAUUUUGGGAUGUCUAUACCCAAACACCAAGUUUCACUUGUAAAGGGCAUAGUAAUUGGGUUUUAUACAUAGCAUGGUCCCCAGAUAGUUCAAAACUUGCUUCAGCAUGUAAAGAUGGGAAAAUCAUAAUAUGGGACCCAUUCACUGGUAACCAAAAAGGGAAAACUAUGAUAGGACAUAAACAGUGGGUUACUUGCUUAAGCUGGGAACCUUAUCAUAAAAAUCCUGAAUGCAGACUAUUAGCAAGUUCUUCAAAAGAUGGAGAUGUGAGAAUUUGGGACACAGUUCUAUGUACAACUCAAAAAGUUCUUUCAGGCCACACAAAGUCUGUGACAGCUGUAAAAUGGGGUGGUACAGGUUUAAUAUAUACUGCAUCUCAAGAUAGAACAGUUAAAGUCUGGAGAGCAAAUGAUGGUGUGCUUUGUAGAACCUUAGAAGGACAUGCACAUUGGGUUAAUACACUGGCUUUGAGUACAGAUUAUAUUUUAAGGAUAGGUGCAUUUGAUCCCAUUAAAGAUUCUCACAAAGACACAACAAUAACGGAUAAAAAAAAAUCACAAGAAUUUGCUUUAGAAAGAUACUACAAAAUCACUGAAUCACAUGGUGAAAGAUUAGUUUCUGGGUCAGAUGAUUUUACCUUAUUUUUGUGGGACCCUGAGAAAGAUAAGAAACCAUUAGCAAGGCUAACAGGACACCAGCAGCUAGUCAAUGACGUAAAAUUCUCGCCUGACUGUCGAAUAGUAGCAUCAGCUUCGUUUGACAAGUCCAUUAAACUCUGGGAGGCCAGAACAGGCAAAUUCAUAACAACCUUAAGAGGCCAUGUACAAGCUGUGUAUGUGAUAGCCUUCUCAGCAGAUUCUAGACUAAUGGUUAGUGGCAGUGCAGAUUCAACAUUGAAGUUAUGGAAUCUGAGGACGAAAAAAAUAGAAAUUGAUUUGCCGGGUCAUGCGGACGAAGUGUACGCAGUUGAUUGGUCAACUGAUGGAUUGAAAGUUGCCUCAGGUGGAAAGGAUAAAGUACUUAGGUUGUGGCAGAAUUAAGUUAUAACUGGAGCUAAACAAACAAUAAAUUAAUUGUCACGAUA